UGUAGGGAGUAUAGAAACCAGUGGGGAAAGCCCCAGUUUGGGAGGAGAGGACAAAGUGCUGUCAGAACGUAGGGAACAGAUACAACUGAGGGAUCAAAACACACUUAAGAGUGAGAAGUAACAUUUUAUCUGCACUGUAAAAGUGGUAAGGAUUAUCAAUAUCAACUCAUAUUUUUAAACACAGAUAAGUAGAUACAGAAAUGAAUAAUAUGUAUGUGUAUAUAUGUGCCUGUUUACCAAACUCUGUUCACUGAUGUCUAGAGGCAGUGACAUAGAACGUUAUGGUAGCAGUGAGUGUCCUUAGUGCCCCAACCUUGGUUUCUAAGUAUCAUUCUCCAUGAAAAGGAAUCUAAGCUACUUGGAGAAACUCAAGACUGGAGGUGGGGAAGUAAAAAUGGGUCUGAAACAACUUGUGUGUCAGAAAGUAAGGAAGUAAUCCAAGAAUAAUGGGCAUGUGACAAAAAGGAACCCAAAGCCAGCUUGAAUAGGUUCCUACUGGCCAAAUAUUUGAGCAUCAUAACAACGAAAGUAAUGGGGUAUAAUCAUUGGCUAAAAAUAGACUCCAUGAAUCCAUACUGACAUAAAUAAAUGAUUAAAUUAAAUAAAUGGAGCAGAAAAGGGACCAACUAAUAAAUGUAGAAGAAAUAAUAGAAUUAGAGACCACCAUUUGGCAACUGUCAUAAUAAUAAUUGAUGGAAUAGAUUUCAAAACUAGUGGAUGAAUAUUUGAUGAGAAAGAGGAUACUUGCAUAUUCUCAAGACAUCUCCACCCAAGUUAUUUACUAGUUACAAAGGAAAAAACAGUAACUUUACAGUGGAAAGACCUGGCAGCCCAGUGAUCAAAGCUAACUUUGUCAGGAUGGACUGACCUACACUGUGUACUUCUUGAUGUCAUGUGCCAAGAAGGACACAGUACCUGCCAAAAGUGCCUAACCUGAACGAGGAAACAUCCAACCAACUCAGCAUUUUUGAAAUCAUGUCAAGUAACUGCCCUGUACGCUUCAAAAAUGUCAAGGUCGUGAAAGAUACAUCACAACAGAGAGCAAUUAUGUUAAAAUUUUAAAAUGUUGUAUUUAAUGACAGACAUGUAUCCUAAGUAUAAAAUCAUGACUAUAGAAAAAUAUGCCCAGUGGUCAUGGUGGUUGCCUGUGGGGAGAAGGAAGGCUUAGAGGGAGAGCAAAGAGGUAAAGAGCUUCAUUUGUAGUGUACUGAUUUUUCCCUUAAGAAACUUAAGGAUCUGGAUCAAAUAUGCCAAAUUGUUGAGUAUUUGGAUCCAGGAACACAGGUAUAUAUUUUUCGUAUAUUUAAAGUGUUUUAUUAUUUAAAAACAUUUUUUAAAUUUCUGAGUGGAUGUGGUACAGGUGUGUAGUGGUUGCUAAAGUUGGACAGAUAGAUAAGUCCAGGUCACAAAAGGUGCAUGGAUAUGAUUUAUCCCACUUAGAAUGGAACCUUUUCCCAGACAACUGAGGUGUUAUACAAAUUUAAAUUUGAGUAGUUGAGCUACAAGCUUAAAGGGUUCCUGUUAAAUCUGUUACAAGAUAAUGUUCAGAAACAGGUAGAAUCAUUACUCUGUAUAAAUAUAAAACUCCUUAACACAUGUCAAAGGUAUUAUUUAACUCAUGAGGAAACCAGGUAGAUGUUAUAACGUUCAAAGAGAAUCCAAAGAACAGACAGAUGUAGAUUAGGAAUAUUGAAAUGAAUAUACAAGUGAGGCAGAACUGAUUUUUCCUUCCUUGAGGGUAGAAGAGAAGACAACUGGAUUCCUAUCAGGAUAGAAUUUUCACAUACUUUUCAUUGUUAUUGUUUAUCUGCAGUCUACCAAGUUGUAAAAUAGCUCACAUUCUAGCUGGAAGGUAACCCAGUAGGGAGGGCUAUAUGGAGACAAUACAUAGUCUUCCACUGAAGCACAAAUUUUUCUCAAGAAUGCAUAAACUUUUUAUAAUUUCAGUUGGUUUUAGGCCUGUGAGUUCGGUAACAUUUCCGAGGCCGCUGUGCAGGUUGGGGCGGUCUGAGCCACACGUUCUGUGGCAAGAUGUUUCAAAGCUUCAUAAAAAAUGUUUGGGUCCCCAUAAAGCCCUACUACACCCAGGUUUACCAGGAGAUCUGGGUAGGCAUAGGCUUGAUGAGCUUCAUCAUUUACAAAAUCAGGAGCGCUGAUAAAAGAAUUAAAGCUUUGAAAGGAUCAAGUCCUGCACCUGCCCAUGGCCAUCAUUAGCUCUCUGUGGUGUGCACAUCAGGUGGAACAUCAGUCCGCCUAUAAAUUUUACAAGCUCUGAUAGAUGGAACCAUCGAAUAUCGCUGUGUACUUACAGAAGUGCUGUGUCCUUUGUGGCAUGAAUAAAUGUAUCUGUAAGACAAAAAAAAAAUUGGUUUUAGGAUCCUUGUGACAGAAUUUCUUAAAGUUGAUUAUUGAGGAUUUAGGGAAUCAAUCGCCUCUUUUAAAAAGUAAUACAUAAAUUUAACGCAAUCCUUACGUGUGAAGUUUCAGGGGCUAGGAAAAUUGUUUUAUCUUUGACGAUUGAAUCGCAUUUUGAAAUUCGUGUAACUAUGCCGUUGAUUGAAAUUAAUGCUAAUGCAGAUCUUAGGUAAGGGUUUUUCUGGAUAGCUGUCUCGGGGAGCCAGAUCAGCACCUUCAGGGGAUUAUAAGGAAAUUAUUGGCUUAGCAUAAAUCAUAAUUCCUUUUGAUGGCGAGAGGCGAAUGGAAAAUAAAGGACUCAUGGCUGUUACUUGUUUUGAAAGCCUUCAAAUUGCUAGAGUUUAAUUUCAUGUGUCUAAGCUGAAGAAGUCAAACAUAAGGUAGAUACAGUGGCAGGCUGUCAAAUAACUAAAAGACACUACUAACCAGUCUAGAGGUCAUGUACAUCUGUAGAAGGAAAGGUCAUUGGCCUGCCCUUGAUCUCUCCCAUCUUUACUCACUAGCCUAUUCCUCAAAGCUGCUAAACUUACACAUUUUGGUUUGUUUACCAGACUCUUGUCAUAGUUUUCUCUCUGGUAUAAUUAGGUUAGACCUUGGGGAUCAGCAUAAGCGAUUUGAUUUAUUUUUGUAGUUAGCUAGUUCUAGACCUCAUCUAACUUUCCCCCACUAUGGAAGAACUUGUUAUUACUGGAAUUUUUUUCAGAACUUGCAUCUGCCCAGCAGGGGGCAGCAAAUAGAAAGGGAUAGUGUGACUUUGUAGAGACUUAAUACUUUAGUGUUCUGUGUCCUGCAGGCUCCGCUUGACCUCUUUUACUCAGUUCUCUUUUCUACUUUAUGUCUGUGUGCCCCUUUCAUAGUGACAGGCUUGAGGCAGAGCACAAUAUUAAUCACGUUUAGGUUUCCUCACAACUGUAUUUUUGUUUACUUCCUGGCUGAAACAACACUUAGAAUGUUUUGGUUACUUGCUUAUAUAAAAUACGCAUUUUAAAAUCAACUGAAAAGGAAAGCACAGUUAAACUUCACUAAGAUCCUAUUUUUGAGUCUUGUUUAUUAUUAAAACUUGUCUGGAAAUAGCAGUGUUUAAAUACAGUUAACCACAUAAUUUAUUUCUUAUUCUCAUGAAGCCUUUUGGGGAUAUGGCCAAGAUUCUUUUCCUGCUAAUGGAAAGUCUUCUGGGCCUUUAAAUGUGAGAUGUUAUUUCUGAGAGUUGGAGUAUAUGCACAGGUGCAAUUCCAACUGUCUCUUUCCACUUAAGAAGUAAAUACUAGUUUUAUGUAAGUGUUAAGAAAACCAUUCAUUCCUUCUUCACAUCUCCAGAUGCCUUGUAACAUCUGUCUCUUUAGUUUUGUGGGCUUUAAUUGUUUAGGAAAGUGGCAUUUAGGCACUUUUCCCCAUUUCUGGUAAAUGUUAUUUGAUCAUUGACUUUAGUUACCUGGGUUCGGAAUUCUGAUAGUAAUUUGUAUUCUAAAUUAUUUUUAACACCCUAAAUAGUUUAACCUUGAGAUUUUGAUCUUGUUUUCUAUAUUUGUUGUGGUGAUAUUGACUUGCCCAAUUAACUUUUUCUCUCU
Molecule: messenger RNA, 3983 nt
Organism: Pteropus alecto (black flying fox)
Lineage: Eukaryota; Metazoa; Chordata; Mammalia; Chiroptera; Pteropodidae
Product: 6.8 kDa mitochondrial proteolipid
Exons: 1
Coding region: 2032-2214 (60 amino acids)
Cellular component (GO): mitochondrion
Source: RefSeq, a predicted model, not a curated record